AUGUCCGAGUGCCGGCGCUCGGUGUUGUCGUGCGCGAGGUGCCGCCGGCGAAAGAUCAAGUGUGAUCGUGCAAUUCCUUGCGGCCAAUGCGUCACCGCAAAGACGGCUUGUACAGGCUACAGCUCCAAAGAUCAGGAUCCAAACAUUCCACGCAGUAUCGUCCAGCAUCUUGAGUCUGAGCUUGCAAAAAUCGAGGCGGAACUGGCAAGCAAUGGUCACCUGGAGGACCUCAACGCCUCUGAUAUCCUCGUGGGCAUGCCCACCACAACUACCGGCCUCCACAUCGAUACCAGUCAGCCCCCACCAAAUCAACUGCCUCCAAUACUGUCUCCUAUCACGAGAAGGGAUAGCCAUCGUCACAGUAUUUCUGCUCUGACGGAGCCCUCACCCGUCACGCCAGUAGCUCACAGAGAACGAGAUGCUGUCCGAGACGAGGCCAUGAAAAGUGACGAGAUCCAAGCCAUGAUAUUCGCGAUCCUCCCGUCUGGACCUGGAAUCACCGACCUCGUGGCCCGAAUACGUAUGAGUCUAACGCCAUCGAAAGCGAUGACAACAGAGAGCCCACGAGGCAUUCGUCGGAAGUCUGUGUCGAGGUCGCAAACCGAGGUCACCUGUGCUAUUCUUCACAGCAUUCCGCCCAACAUCGUCCGGAGCUUGAUAAAGAAAUAUAUGAGCAAGGUCUAUCCUAUCUUCCCGAUCCUGUACGCUCCCGCUCUCUGGCAACAACUCGAUACUGUCUUAUCAACGUUGCAAGCACUACCUGAUCGCUACCUUCGAUCGGUGCCUCCAUCAUACGACUUCCUUAUCAUAUACCUCAUGCUGGCGGUAUCGGCAACGCUAGGCAGCUCAAAGACCGGUCACGAAGCCAAACAUAUGAUGUUCUCGGGGUCUCUUUUCGAAGAGGGCAUCCAGCACCUGUCCGCAAAUUCUAAGAUACCUUCAGAUCUCGCCGGUAUUCAGGUAACAUUACUCAUUCUCCAGUACGCAUCCAUAAACCCUCGCUUAGCCAACGUAUGGAUGUUGACCGGAGCGGCAAUGAGAGCUUGUCUCGAACUUGGGCUCCACCGAGAGGCUCCUGAUGCGUUGGCCUUCGAUAAAGUCACCCUUGACCUUCGGCGUCGCAUCUUCUGGUCAGCCUACAUGUUCGAUAGAUCCAUUUGCUCUGCUCUACAACGCCCUGUGUCCAUCCCUGAUCAGACUAUCGACGCACACUUUCCUUCAAUACUGGAUGAUAGACACAUCCACCCAACGUCUGUCGACUCAACGGGUACCCAGACCAAGAUACAUAUGCUUCGCUGGUGCCACUUCAGGCGGCUUCAGUCAGUCAUGACCGAGGUUCACUUCCAAGGGAAACCACUUGACCCCGGGCAGACGUGGGAGGAUUGGCUGAUGCUUAUGGAAAGUCGUCUCCAAGCGUGGUCCGAAGACUACAACAACGGGCAUGAAUUGACGGAAUUUACACUGGCCCACGGUCUGACGAAUCUUCAUCGUCCAUCGCCCAGAAUGCCCAUGCCAUCUCCGCGGAGUCUGAUGGUCGCUUUUGAGGCCGCCUGUCAAUCUGCAAAAAGCCUGCGAGAACACAUUCUGAGUGGCUUCUAUCGCAGAUCGUGGCUGAUUGCACACCACGUGCUAGAAAACUCAAUGGUCGUUCUCUUUUGUCUGCGUCAUGGAUUCGACACAAUUUCCGCCCGCUUCGAGGCAUCCGAAAUUUUUGAGAUGACUAAAGUCUUCACGGCGAACUUUUUAUCGCUUGCUGCCCAGGGCUGGAAUGAGGUGUCGAACUAUGCAGGCGUCUACGAAAGACUGCUCGGCCCCCUGCUAGAGUCUGUGUUCUCUGGGCGAUCACCCUCGCUGACUUCGUUCGGACCUGCUCAGGAUUCGGAGCUAACACGCUUACUAUAUCCUGGCACGGCCCAGCUAGACAAGCUUCGCUUCGGACGCACCUACAGCAACGAAGAUCUUCCGUCUUUUGACAUGGCUUCGAUAAACUGGGAGGACUUCAGUGUUAGUGACGGGCCCCAGACCGGGGAGUUCGUUGGUGGUUGGGAUCUACUCGAGUCCGUGAACCUGCCGCAGCAGGACGCCGUGUUCGGCAUGGCAUGA
Messenger RNA from Cyphellophora attinorum, 2103 nucleotides. Its product is annotated as Pyrimidine pathway regulatory protein 1. Gene Ontology annotation, molecular function: zinc ion binding; DNA-binding transcription factor activity, RNA polymerase II-specific; sequence-specific DNA binding. Lineage: Eukaryota; Fungi; Ascomycota; Eurotiomycetes; Chaetothyriales; Cyphellophoraceae. Gene Ontology annotation, biological process: positive regulation of transcription by RNA polymerase II; DNA-templated transcription. The transcript has a single exon. Bases 1 to 2103 code for a protein of 700 amino acids. The record is from RefSeq and is a predicted model, not a curated record.